AAAAAUGGACGGAUUUGCUUUAUUCAAAAAUACAAACAGUGAUAGUGAUUCUGACAAGGAUGUUGAAACAAAGUUUAACAAAAUCGGUCGGAACAAGACUCCUUUCAGAACUAAUGAUAGGUUUAACAGAGAUCUAGGUUAUAAUCACUCUAAACAAAGAAAUGCAUCUGUAGUUAAUAAAUCUCAUAAUAUGCCUAAAGCACCAGCAUCUAAGGCUAAGAGCAAGAACUAUAAGCCACGUGCAGGCUUCUAUAAACCUGUGAACAAUUUGAAGCAGAACCCAACCGAUUCUAAUAUUAAAAGGAACAAGCCAGCUUCUCUUCCUUCUUCUGAAGAAAAAGCGGGAAAUGAAAAUCAGGAGAACAACGAUGACAACUGGGUUGAGGAAGGUCUCGAAGACAUCGAUCUUGCAAAAGUCUCUAAGCAGCAAACUAAUAAGAACCCUCUGUGUCAAGCCCUGAAGGAUACAAUGGACAACGCCCUUCUAAAAAUGGAGAGCGCCAGCAGGAAGGCUGGAGUUCCGAUCAAUUCUUGCACACAACACAAAAAUCAGAGCGAUGCAAAGAUUUUGCAACCCAAAUCUGGAUUAAAAGACGCUAAAAAGACAUUAAAUUUCAACCAGAGUGAGAGUUCAGACUCUAAAUUAUUUAACUUGAGUGCUACACCAGCAUCAGCUGAGAGUAAAAUACUCUCCAGUGUUCAUAGUAAUGCUGAGGUAAAGCAAUUCCAGCCUGUAGAGCAGAAGGAGGAGGUCCAAGCUUCUCCUAACUUAAAGCCUAUCUCUGAAGAUUAUGAGGAAGAAAAGGAAGUUUCCGCAAAGCCAAAGCCCAAGGUUACUAAAAAGCGGGCUGCUACUAAAGCCAGUAGUAAUUUUGUGCGGAUAAAUAUGAACAAGAAAUAUCAGCAACACUCAAGAGGAGUUAUGAAGCGCCCUAACAAGUACAAGAAAAUCAGAAACCAGAUGCGAGAGGAUAAGAAAAUCCACUACAACGGAGCCUUUGGUGGGUUUGGCAAAGAAGGGCUUGAUGGCGCAUUCAUCUCGGAAUAUGGAAUUGAGAGUAGAAUUGUGCCUGUUUUCUCCAGAAAUUUCACAGAGAGUUAUGCUAAGGAUGAACCACUGGAAGUACCAAGCACCGAUCAAGAGUACUCGGAUAUACUCAAGGACAAGUUUGGCUAUGACUCGUUCUUUGAAGGACAGCUUGAAGCUAUAAAGUCUAUUCUUCAAGGACAAUCAACAAUGGUGGUUCUUUCUACAGGUGGAGGAAAAAGUCUAAUCUAUCAAUAUUGUUCUUUAUUCAUGAAGGGAUUAGUAGUUGUGAUUACCCCAUUAAUCUCUUUGAUGAAUGAUCAGUUGAGUAAACUUCCUCCAUGAACAUCUGGAGCUUGUUUCAACUCUCAACAGAACUUCCAUAUGAAAAGAUCAGUUAUCGAAGCAUUGAAAUAAUGACCAAAUCUCAGUAAUUUAUAUGUCACCUGAAAAACUAGUUGUUGAAGACUUCUCGAGGUAUAACCAAGAGGUCUCGAUGAUAUGCAUUGAUGAGAUCCAUUGUAGCUCAGAAUGGUCACAUAAUUUCAGACCUUCCUAUCUAAAGCUUAGUGAUGUUAUCUUAUACCGCUUAAACUGCAAUGUAAUCCUUGGUUUGACUGCCACUGCUACUAAGGACACAGAAAAAUCUUUAGUGAAGGAGUAUGAUAUUAAGAAAGUGAUCAGGAGUGAAGAUCUCAGUCGGAUGAAUCUCAACCUUUGUAUCACCAGAGAUGAUGAACACGAUAAAAUGAAGAACCUAGUGACUCUUCUCAAGUCAGAAGACUACAAGCAAUGCACAUCAGUUAUUAUUUACUGAACUUAUAAAUACAUAACUGAGGUUGUGGCUAAUUAUUUGACACAGAAUGGAAUAGUAUCCAGUCCCUAUCAUGCAGGUAUGGAUGAAAGCAAAAGACAGAACACUCACAAUCUGUUUAACAAGAACAGAAUCAGAUGUAUUGUUUGUACAAUUGCAUUCUCCAUGGGUAUUGACAAGAAAGAUGUAAACAGCGUUAUCCACUAUGACAUGCCCCAAAGUAUCGAAUCAUAUGUGCAAGAGAUAGGAAGAGCAGGGAGGGAUGGAAACUUAGCAAAAUGCCAUUUAAUUAUCAGUGAUAAAAAUUACUAUUCUCUAAGAGCUCUCCUGCUCAAAAGUAUUGUUGAUCUAGAUGUUACUUUCAAGUUCGUUUCUAGAUUGAUGAAGGAGAUCAAAAAUGUUGCUGUUGAUCAUAAUGUUGACACUUAUAUUGGAAGAUCUAGGGUCUUCCAUGACGAUGAAGCAGAUCCUUCUAAUCUCUUACUCAACGAAGACACCAAAGAAAUCGUAUUAAAGGAACCAAAGUACGUGUUUAUUCCUAUCAAGGAGUUUUGUGAAGAGCUUGAUAUUGAGAAGGAAGUAGCCAUGACUUUGUUCUCAUAUCUUGAGAAUCACUAUCUCGAGAAGGAUAAUGAAUACUUUAUCAAAAUGUCAACUAAUAUUCAUAUUAUUCUAAAUCUGAGAUUUUAUAAAGGAACCCCUGAAGAUCUAGCUAAUGGACUCCAUAUGGAGAAUUCUAAUAAGAAAGAUGUUAAUCAAUUCAGCCUCUUUAUGGAAAAAUUUAACGAAAUUUGCAAUUCAAGAGAUGGAGUCUAUAAAUGCUCUGUACCUAUCUUAGCAAUGAAAUUAAAGGUUCCACCAUUUGAGGUUCCAAGAAUUGUCUAUGAGAUGCAAAACAAGGAGCUCUUUACUUUUGAUUUUGAGAUGGACUCUUUCUGUAUUGCUGCUUACCGCCUCAAGCAAGAUAUUCCUGAAAUCUCGAGGAUCCUGCUAGCCAGAGCUAAAGAAAUUGAGCAAAAUAGCAUCAGAAAGUUAAAUUCAAUGUACAUUGCUGCAAGGAAGCUAUCAUUCAAGAGUAUUGGAUACACCAAUAAGGUCAAAAAUGAGCAGAAGAAGUUCAAAGAAGGCUUGGCCAAUCGAACGUCCAAUGCCUUCCUCAAUGUAGAAUUAAACUUGGCUCCUGAGAUGAACAAUCUUAUUAACAAAUACUUCAUGACUGAUAAUUUCCAAGAAAUUGAGCAUGAGCUAGCUGGUGAGUACGGUGUAGAAGCCUAUCUACCCCUGAUCAGGAUAGAUAAUGAUAGAGAAAAGAGUGCUUUAGAGAGCGAUAUUAGAACCCUUUUGCACUCAAAUACUCCGGUAGGACUAGAAGCUGAUUACGAUCAGAACAAAGCUGGGCAUUUUAGUUGACUUGAUAUUGUCAGAAUCCUUCUUGGUGUCUCUAGCAAGAACAUUUCACUAACUUUCUUCAAAAACAACCCUCUCUGGGGUAAGUACAAGGAGCACGACUACAAUGAUGUGAUGAAAUAUGCCAGAGAGUUUUAUGUCAAUUACCAUAUUGAAAUGAGCUCAAGAAUGCAAAUGAACGAAACAAAAUUCCAAGCUAAGAGAGUAAAGAUGUUCUAA
Molecule: messenger RNA, 3467 nt
Organism: Moneuplotes crassus
Lineage: Eukaryota; Ciliophora; Spirotrichea; Euplotida; Euplotidae
Source: the annotation of a GenBank genome assembly